Molecule: messenger RNA, 1579 nt
Organism: Cyprinus carpio (common carp)
Lineage: Eukaryota; Metazoa; Chordata; Actinopteri; Cypriniformes; Cyprinidae
Exons: 6
Coding region: 239-1531 (430 amino acids)
Source: RefSeq, a predicted model, not a curated record
GCACAAUCCCAUCCUCUGUUCCAUUCAGCUGCUGAAGAGCCCACACAGCUCUUCCCCUGCUUUCUCUGCAAGCUCAGUUGAAUUGGAGAAGUCUGUACCAUCGUUUGGUUCUCCAGAUCCACAAACACAUUUCAGAUGACUUAAUUUUCAUGUUAUCAUCUUGGCUGCUGCAUAUUGGUUUCAUGAAUCUUGGUUUUAUGUAUAAGGAUAUUCAGGGAAAACUUGGAAUCCAGAAAAGAUGGCUGCAUUGUUCUGGGACUUGGAUGAUUCUACAACUCCUCCAAAGACACCAGCUCUACACUUACGGCAUACUAGCCCUUUGAGUUUCUAUGAUCAUUCACAUUGUAGUUCACCGAUGCAAGACAACUUAGAUUGGCCUUCAAGGGAGCAAGUGGAGUUCACAAGAUUAAACCCCUCCAGAAGUAAAGACAAGACAGAAGGAGAAUGGCAUAUGGUAACAGCCACUCGCUCAUUGCUUGGCAGGGAAAGAAGAGGCCAGAAGGAGGGUAUGCAGGACCAGCCGAGAGUGUCUUACAACAGCUUGCCAAGAGCGCAUUUUCUCCAGCCAAAUAGAGAAUCAAGUGCUUUUUCACCCUAUGCUAAUGACUUCUGCUUGAAUGGCAGAGAUGCCAAGAACAUUGCUGAGUCCCCCAGGAACAGUCGAAAGCUGCACCCGCUGACACAGCCAGGCUUCUACAGUCCAAAAAUCCCACGAUCAAAACACUGUGAAGCUGCACAGUCCACAAAAACGUCUUUAAAAGGAUCUUCUUCUACAAACAACUUGAAGGAGUUCUUUGCUCUCACGCUGCCUCUUCCGUGCUCCAAAACUGCUGUUCUCGAAACCAGCCCUUUGUGUUCCAGACCACAAAAAGUUAAAACGUUUGUGGUAGAAAAGCCUCCUUUGAUGAGAGCUGUGGUUUCUCAAACUUCAUCGACCUCAAAUAAACCUGACGAAAAGCACUUCAGCCAACUCGUGCCAAGAGAGCACCAUCUCAUCAAGAACCAGGACUGCAGUUUGUUCAGUCUGCAGGAACCCAAUAGGAAACCUCUUAGAAAUGACCAACCUAUCUGGAGCCAUCUGUUCCCUGAACGCCAGUCUAAAGCAGACCAGCCUGCAACGCUUUGUCCAAAAUUGGAAAAGGCAAGUCAUGAGAGAUCUACCUGGAGUGUUGACACUGAUAUUAAACUAUCUCAGGGUGACCCUGACUGGUCAUGUCAACUUCAAGCCAGCCCAGCUAAACGUGAUUGCAGCCCAAAACAAAAGAAGACACAGUACUCACAAAAUAGAGAAACCAGUGAUGUCAGGAACACUGAGGACAACCAUGUAAAAAGUCAGGUGGAUGUAAACUCAAAGAAUGUGUUUGGUCAGCCUCGGGUGAUUGCAUCACUGCGAGCAGCAUGUUCCCCGCGGCCCGUUCGCAAGAGCACAGUGGUGGAGGAGUUGAAAAAACUCAUUGUGAUGGAUGACACAGAGGACAGCUCUCAGGGUGAUUCAGUAUGUGAUUUAUUCGGCUCACAUUCAGCCAUAUGACCCUAAACAACCUGACAGCUUAGGACAAUAAUCCGAAAAAGCAGGUAU